Messenger RNA from Puccinia triticina, 693 nucleotides. RefSeq lists its product as uncharacterized. Bases 1 to 693 code for a protein of 230 amino acids. The transcript is spliced from 3 exons. The record is from RefSeq and is a predicted model, not a curated record. NCBI's taxonomy places the organism in Eukaryota, Fungi, Basidiomycota, Pucciniomycetes, Pucciniales, Pucciniaceae.
AUGGUCAGAUACGUCAAUGGAAAACUCGCCGUCAGUUUUUCGGUCACAGAGCCAACUCGCGGAAGCAAGGAUGUGAAACACAUCCAUUUGGACCCGGAAGAAGUACGUGGCGAGUUGAGACUCGAGAAAAUAAAAAGAGCCAGGAAAGCGGCUUUCGCCCAACUUCGCGCGCUUGAGCGCCUCUCGUCCGGUCCAGAUCGCUUGGUGGUGGAUUCCAUUCAGCCCGGGGAAAAACUACAUUGGAAGCACUGGGAUGAGUUCUACCGACCCAGGGAGGAAAAUCCAGAAACAGCGGAUGUGGUCGAAAUGUCGGAUGCGUUCAAGAGAGCGGAGGAGCGCAAAAGAGCGGAUAUGAUCAACUGGAGGACUUCCCACAAGCUAGAGAAGAAUGUCAAGCGAAUAGAAUGGGACCUGGAAAAUGUAUAUGGUGCCUUGAAACUCGAGAAAGAAUCAGGCGGGGAAGCGGCUAUCGCAAAACUUCGCGAGAGUGAAGCCAAACUUCACGAGAAUGAAGGCACCUUACAGGAGUAUGCAUUAUGGUAUGAGGUGGAUGCGAUUCGACGCAAGGGCCAAAUCUAUCAACUUCCACAAGCAGCUGUAAAAUUACUCAGUGAGACAUCAAGUAAUUUCCACAAUUGGCAGGCAAAAGCCACCUUGGCCAAACCUCUUCCCAGCAAACCCAACAAAAAGUGA